AUGUCUCCAUCAGCAACAGAGGCCGCAGCAGCCAAGGUCGAGGAUAUCAAGGCGAAGAUCCUUCCCACGAAGGAAUCGCAACCUGAUUCUGACUUUACGUCUCAAGAUGAGGCGCUCCCCGAGCUCCUGACAGGCCACAGAGAGCCACUCAAGCCGACCGGUGUUCUAGACCAGUACGAGCACUUCGACGUGACGCCCGUCAUCGGCCGCGAAUACCCGACCGUCGAUCUGAAAGAGCUCCUCAGGGCCCCAAACUCUGACGACCUGCUUCGCGACCUAGCAAUCACCAUCUCGCAGCGUGGCGUUGUAUUUUUCCGCAAGCAGGAUAAUAUCGACAACGACCUGCAGAAGGAACUCGUCCAGCGCCUCGGCGAGCUUUCGGGGAAGCCGUCGACUUCGAAGCUCCACAUCCACCCUGUCAACAACUCUGGAAGAGGCGACACCACGGACGACGAGAUCAGUGUCAUCUCGUCGGCGCAGGCGAAAAAGCUGAAUCUGCACCGCUUCCUGAACUACAACAAGAAACAGACGCAAAAGACGCAGUGGCACUCGGAUAUCACCUUUGAGCCAGUGCCGAGCGACUACGCUCUGCUGCGCCUGACACAGCUGCCAAAGACUGGAGGAGACACGCUCUGGGCCUCGGGCUACGAGGUAUACGACCGGAUAUCGAAGCCACUUCAAAAGUUCCUCGACACCCUGACUGCGACAUACGCCCAGCCAGGCUUCAACGCAACAGCGGAGAGUAACGGCUUCAAGCUCUACACCGACCCCCGCGGCGCCCCGGAGAACGUCGGUGAGCUCCUCGAGGCCGUCCAUCCGGUCAUCCGCACCAACCCAGUAACCGGGUGGAAGAGCGUCUUCGCCACGGGCCAGCACGUGGCCAAGAUCAACGGUCUGUCGGAAGGGGAGUCGAGGCACUUCCUCGACUGGUUCGUGCAGCUGAUCGUGGAGAACCACGACCUGCAGGUGCGAAACCGCUGGCAGAACGAGAACGACGUGGCAAUCUGGGACAACCGCUCGGUGUACCACGCCGCGACGCCGGAUUAUCUGACGGAGGGCUUAGGAGAGAGGAAGGGGUCGCGUUCCGUGAGUCUUGGAGAGAGGCCGUACUUUGAUCCCCAGAGCCUGAGUAGGCGGGAGGCCUUGCGUGCAGAGGCCAUUGCCAGCCUAAAGUCGGACUCGAGUUGA
Messenger RNA from Colletotrichum spaethianum, 1188 nucleotides. RefSeq names its product alpha-ketoglutarate-dependent taurine dioxygenase. The record is from RefSeq and is a predicted model, not a curated record. Gene Ontology annotation, cellular component: cytoplasm. Gene Ontology annotation, molecular function: 2-oxoglutarate-dependent dioxygenase activity. The transcript is spliced from 3 exons. Lineage: Eukaryota; Fungi; Ascomycota; Sordariomycetes; Glomerellales; Glomerellaceae. Bases 1 to 1188 code for a protein of 395 amino acids.